Messenger RNA from Dimorphilus gyrociliatus, 1087 nucleotides. Lineage: Eukaryota; Metazoa; Annelida; Polychaeta; Dinophilidae. The record is from the annotation of a GenBank genome assembly.
GAUGGCUUCCCAACUUGUAGUACCUCCAUCAAAGCAUACUCUAUUCAUUCGAGGUUUUGCCUCAAGUGUUGAAGUGGACGAUGUUAGAAAAUAUUUUGAAAAAGAAACUGGUUUUUUACCAACAGUAGAAUUCUUUAGGGAAUCAGAAAAUAGAGAAUACUUAUUCUUAGCUUUACGAUUUGAAAGUAAAAGUUUGGCUAAAGAAGUUUUAGAAAGAUAUGAUCAGGGAGAGAUACUCGGCUAUAGAGUAUCUAUCAAGUACUUUCGAGACAUGCGAAAAGCCAGACAAAAGGCUAAGGAAAUGUUUGAAAAAGGUCUAGGACCAAAUCCAAAAGAAAUGACCAAUUUUGAUUUAGCUGGAAAUGCUAGAGAUGCUGGGGAGACAGGUACUUAUGGUCGUAAUAUGGUGACUAAUUCGAACUAUAGACGAAGUCAUUAUGACUAUUCGUCAAGUAGGUCAAAAUCAUCAUCUUAUUCUAGUCCUUCCUCCUCUUCCGAUUCAGAAAAGUCUAAAUCUACAAUGGAGAAAAAGAUUAAAAAAAAGAAAAGUAAAAGAAAGCAUUCAAGAUCGAAAUUUUCAGAUAAAUCAUCGGAUGGAUGCGAAACAAAAAAAGAUAAAUCCGACUUUUUUAGCAUUGAACAAGGACAAGGCGUUAAUAAACAUUCAACAGAAAAUAACUUUUAUCGUGGUUACUCUUCAAAUGAUCAUGUAAAACUUUUACAUAAAGAAGAUAAAGAUAAAGUAACAUUCUCUAAUAUUGAUCAACUUAACCUUCAAAAAACCAAUACAAUUAGAACAAAGCAAGACGUUGCAGCAAUGGAUAUUGAACAGACUCUUAAUGAAGAAGGUGAAACAUUUGGUAUGAGUUCGACUAAAUUAGCUAUGGUUAAACAGAAGAAAGAAGAAAUUGAACAGAGUUACAAACAGGAUUGUGAAACAUUUGCGGCCGUUGUCAAAAUGCUUAUAAGUAAAGAUCAUUCACUAGAAGAUAAACUUCAACAAUCUUUAAGAGAUAAUCUUAAGGAUAUUGGUCAGAGAUGUAUUCAUGAAUUGAAGGAGUAUAUUGAAAAUUUAAAACCAGAAUGA